AUGGUCACCCUCAAAGUAACCAAAGGCAAAGUCCCCUUCCCCCACCCCUCCCUCCCCGCGAACUCAAACCCGCAAACAUCCUACCUCAUCCUCGGCGACCUCUCCGCCGGCGGCACGCCCCUCGUCGCACUCCACGGCGGGCCCGGCAUCCCGCACGUCUACCUCCUCCCGCUCCUCAAACACUACCACAGACGCACCAAGACGCCCGUCCUGCUCUACGACCAGAUCGGCUGCGGCGCCUCCACGCGCUACCCGGCCACCCGCGGCGACGAGUCCCUCUGGACCGUCGCGCUCUUCGUCGCCGAGCUCGAGAACCUGCUCGCGCGCCUCGGCGUCGGGCGGUUCGACCUCUACGGGCACUCGUGGGGCGGCAUGCUCGCGGCGGUCGUCGCGACGGCGUCCGCCUCGCCCGCGCUGGCGCCGCGGGUCCGGAGGCUGGUGUUGGGCAGCGCGCCGGCGAGUCUGCGGCUCUGGGAGGCGGCGCAGCGGGAGUGGUUGCGGGAGAUGCCGGGGGCGGUGAGGGAGGCGAUUGAGAGGGCGGAGGAGAGCGGGGAGUACGAGUCGGAGGAGUAUCAGAAUGCGGUGAUGGAGUAUUACAAGGUGCACAUGUGUAACAUCUGGCCUUUUCCCGCGGUGGUGGCGGAGGCCUUUGAGGAGCUGGAGAAGGAUUCGACGGUGUACGAGACCAUGAACGGGCCGAGCGAGAUUACGAUUAUUGGGAACUUGAAAACGUAUGAUUGGGUUGAGAGGUGCCGGGAGAUCGAGGCCCCGACUUUGAUAGUCCACGGAGAGGUUGACGAGGCGUCGGAGUUGGUGGUCCAACCUUGGGCGCGGAACAUAGCGGACUCGCAGCUGAAGAUGAUUGAGAAGGGGACUCAUAUGGUUCACUUGGAGCAGCUUGAGAAGUAUUCCUCGAUCUUGGAGAGCUUUCUUCAGGGUGAGUGA
Molecule: messenger RNA, 945 nt
Organism: Colletotrichum karsti
Lineage: Eukaryota; Fungi; Ascomycota; Sordariomycetes; Glomerellales; Glomerellaceae
Exons: 2
Coding region: 1-945 (314 amino acids)
Biological process (GO): proteolysis
Molecular function (GO): peptidase activity
Source: RefSeq, a predicted model, not a curated record